Molecule: messenger RNA, 1208 nt
Organism: Zingiber officinale
Lineage: Eukaryota; Viridiplantae; Streptophyta; Magnoliopsida; Zingiberales; Zingiberaceae
Product: wiskott-Aldrich syndrome protein family member 1-like
Exons: 7
Coding region: 71-1045 (324 amino acids)
Cellular component (GO): transcription repressor complex
Source: RefSeq, a predicted model, not a curated record
GUUCUUUCUCAAUACUUGUUUUUUUGGAACCGUCCUUGAAUUCUUCCCCAAAUCUGCAAAUCUCCCCGCCAUGGCCUCCCCGACCUCCUCCGCCGCCGUCGCCGCCUCCGCCACCGCUGCUGCCUCCUUGGCUCCUCCCGCCCCUGAUCCACCGUCCUCCUCCUCCCAUCCCCUCCCUCAACCGCGUCCCUACGCCUCCCCGACCCUCCGCCCUCCUCCACACUUCUCUCCCCAGCCCCCCCUCGGCAAACCCCUGAACCCUCCCCCUCCCCCUCCCACCCAGGGCUUCCUAUACCACCACCGCGCUGCCUUCCCCAGGCGCCCCUCCGUUCGCCCCUCGCAGGCCGCAGCCGCUGUGAUGGCGUUUGCUGCCUCUCCUCAAGCGAGGCCCUUCGUGUACGGCCCCGCCGAUCCGAUGGUCACACAGAUGCACGUGCCCGUCCACCAUUUGAGGCCGCCUACGGCACCGUUGUCUCCGUUGAUGGUCCCCCGGACUGCCGUCGCGACCACCGGCCCUACUAAGAGCGUUCGGUCAGGGGCUCAUCAAAAGGUUACGCCACAUCCUUCAGUGUCUUCAACAGCAGACGACAAGAGUUUUAGGAAGAGGGAAAGGAGCAGGGAAGAUGAUACCGUGGUGAUUAAUGAUCGUAAAGUCAAAUUACUGGAUGGUUGCUCAUCCUCCCUUUAUUCUCUUUGCCGAUCAUGGGUGCAAAAUGGUCAGCCUCUUGAAAUUCAGGUUUUGACAAACUUUGGAGACGCUGAGAAGCUUCUUCCAAGACCUUUGCCUGCCUCUAUGGUUGAUUCUGAGGUGAAUUCACUACACGAAAAUGAUACUGAAGCUGAUGAUGCCAAGGAGGACGAGCUUGGUGGUUCUAUCGAGGAGUUACCUAUGGAGGAUUUGCUACAAAGACAUAUAAAACAUGCCAAAAGUGUUCGGGCACGAAUGCGGAAAGAGCGACUUCGGAGGAUUCAACGGUGCAAACAGAGACUCGCCCUGCUUCUCCCUCCACCAAGUGAGCUUGGUAAAAAUGAAACUACUCCGUGACCAACAGUUCAUUUCUCAAAAUCCAGAGAGGUGUUCGAUGUCGAAGAAAUGUGGCAAUGUAUGUUUAUUGAGCCUUAAGUUUGCUGUGUAAUAUGGAUCGAAAUUGUUCAUGUGCUAGAGUUCAAAACUUGGCAUUUUACUUAUCGAUUUUGUUCAAACUUGA